UUCCGUCGCUCGAGUUCGCAAUGGCCGCGUUUGCCAAUUCGUAUCGCAUCGCUCUCACUAUGUCAUUGGCCAUAUAAAUCUGCGAUUUAUAUAAAUCGUUUUAACGGCGGUUUUCACCCAUUUCUCAAGUACACUUACUAUUUGAAAAGAUAUUCAGUGUGUAUGCUCAAUGUUUACAAAGAAGAGCAUAAAAACAUAACGCGAACUCGAAGAAGAAGAAGAUCAGCAUAAAAAAUCGAAAAACGACUUUGCGUGUUAUUUAAUACUUGUUUGAACUGUCAUCUAAACCUAGAAGAACUAAUAGCUGUUGGUCUCUGUUGGUGAAAUCAGUACAAAAAUGCGUUUCACAGCGGUCUUAUUUCGGCAACAUAUUGGCUAUCAUUUCAAGAAACACUGGAUCAUCCAGGGCAAACGAGUUCCUACCGAACUAGGGGCUGCUGCUGAACUGGCAGCUCGAGGAAUUCCGGUGGUCGAAGCCAGACAAGUGUUGGACGGGGAUUGGAAACGCGAAAUAAUAUCCAAGCCUGUAGGCCAGUUGCCGCCAGAAACAGCACUGGAUGAAAACCAUCCUCUAUAUAAACAGGAAGCCUGUUAUCAGUACAGCGAUAGCAAUGUCUUGUUGGAAGGAGUCCGCCAAGCUCAGGUUUUAUUGAAUACGAUUGUUUACGAAGAGCUUCCAUCGAAGUACGAGGAACGUAUUGAAAAAUUAAAAAUCCCGACGCAAUUGGACCGGUCAAUGCAACAAUCUGUGCUGGCUGCCUUGGUAUUUGAUGCUGAACAGGUCAAGACGGCAAAGAUCAAAGAUCCGGAGAGACCGGCCUACACUUUUCCCAGAGUGUACGGAAUAUCCGAUCAAAGAAAAAUCUCGCUCCUAUUGUCCAAGAUGAUCAUUCACUCCGAACGUUUCCUGGGCCGUACGGUUACCGCAAAUCGAAAAGUUAUCAACGGCGCCCAAUUUAGAGUUCCGCUUAUAAAGGAUCUUGACCGCAUACUUUGUUCAUUGCGAACGGAAACAUUCAUCACAUCUACCAGUCCUAUUAGUCCCCUGGAUAGUUCCGUUUAUCGCUCCCAGGACCAGCAACUUCCAGAUUUGUUUCCAGUGCGUGAAACUGCCACUAUUCCCCGGAGCAAUUUCUACGAUUGGACUGAUCGUUAUCCGGUCCGUAAAGAAUAUCAUUGUUCUCACCCACACACGAUUUUGCUGCACUGUGCCCCUGAAGAUGUUGCCAAUCAGUUCGAGACACCGGUCAGCGACGAUCAGAAGGAAAGCCGGGCCAUCAUGAAGGCGUUCACUGUGGCUGCGUCCCGUGCUAGACAGCUUUAUGGGAAAGGGGUGAAAAUUUUACCCCAUCCAAUAACGGUUCAAGUUGUCCAAACGGAUAGCAAAUGGUUCCAGUUUGGUGUUUUCCAACUCAACACUCUUGACAUAAUCGGUGGAAAUGGCAAUCAGCAGCAUAAUCUGUGGUUCCGCAAACCUGUCAUGAACCUAUAUUCGGAGUGCGGAUAUGUUUUGGGGAAACCAACUCUGAGAGAAUACAACAAAGACGUACUAAGGCAUUUGGCCAAUUUCUACGCCAGCAGCUAGUCAUUAUUUAGAAUCGCAAAUGCAAGUUUAAUAAACUGAACACCCGUU
This is a messenger RNA of Uranotaenia lowii, 1633 nucleotides long. It is a transcript of the gene mRpL37, whose product is annotated as 39S ribosomal protein L37, mitochondrial. NCBI's taxonomy places the organism in Eukaryota, Metazoa, Arthropoda, Insecta, Diptera, Culicidae. The transcript has 3 exons. The coding region runs from base 338 to 1585 and encodes 415 amino acids. The record is from RefSeq and is a predicted model, not a curated record. Gene Ontology annotation, molecular function: structural constituent of ribosome. Gene Ontology annotation, cellular component: ribosome; mitochondrion. Gene Ontology annotation, biological process: translation.